GCGGCGGUGAUGUCAGCGCGGACGGAGGGGGCACUGCCAGGCAACAGGUUCCAGCUCAGAAUCGCCCCGUUCCGAGCCUUGGCCGCUCGCCUUCCAUCGCUCGGGGCUCCGCAGUGUCGGGGGGAGCCGCCUUCCUCCCCUCCUCUCCUGCCUCGAAAUGGGGGGCAAAAAGACGGAAGACGCCGGUCCUUCCGACGAGUACGGAGAGAAAUGUCAGUAUGAUCCCUCUUUUCGUGGUCCUGUCCAGAAGAGGAGCUGUACAGAUAUUAUUUGCUGUGCUAUUUUUGGGGUCUUCCUCGCUGGCUACAUUGUGGUGGGGCUCCUGGCUUGGCUGUACGGUGAUCCUCGACAAGUGAUUUACCCCCGAAAUUCAACGGGAUCCUAUUGUGGAGUUGGCAGCAAUCGUGGCAAACCUUAUCUUCUCUACUUCAACCUCAUGAAAUGUGUCACAGAACUGAACCCAGUGACAGUGGCAAUGAAAGGAGUGCAGUGCCCUACCACACAGAUCUGUGUCUCUAAUUGCUCUGACAAAUUCUGGGUGAUGUUGCCAACUGACUUAAGAAAGAAACCUUCUGAUGUCUGGAAUCAGGCAUUGUGCCAACCCAGUAUUGAUCUCAAGACUACAACCUUGACUGUGUCAGAAAUUCUCAACCAGGAACUUUGUCCUGAAUUCACCAUCCCAACCAAGCCACUUAUUAAUCGUUGCUUCCCUAGUUUCAACCAAUCUGAACUUGGAAACUUUCAAAUGCCUGGUAUGACACUAAAUGAAACCAUGAAUAAUAUCACAAGUGGCACAGAACAACUCCUAAAUUCUCUCAAUCUGAAGGAUAUUAGCGUGAAAAUCUUUGAGGAUUUAACACGGACCUGGUAUUGGAUUCUCAUAGGUCUCCUGCUUGCCAUGGUGCUGAGCCUCCUGUUUCUCCUGCUGCUGAGAUUCAUUGCUGGCAUCCUGGUGUGGGUUCUUAUUGUGGGAGUGGUAGCCAUCACUGCAUACGGAAUCUACCACUGUUACAUGGAGUAUGAUACCCUCAACAAAAAAGGAGCUACUAUUCAGAACAUUGGAUUUACCACCAACUUCAGUCUUUACAGCAAUGUCAAGGAGACGUGGUUGGCAGCCUUGAUUGUCCUCUGCGUGGUGGAAGGCAUCCUGCUGCUUACUCUCUUGUUCCUCCGCAAACGGAUCUUCACCGCCAUCGCACUUAUCCAGGAAGCCAGCCGAGCCAUUGGAUACAUGAUGUCCACCCUUGCCUACCCGCUGCUGACUUUCGUCUUAAUAGUGGUCUGCGUGGCCUAUUGGGCCAUGACGGCUCUAUAUCUUGCUACUUCUGGAGAACCCCUUUAUCGUGUCACCCCAACAAACCAUAGUGCACCGGGCUGUGAAAAAUACCGUGGGAAUGAAAGUUGCAGUCCACUGGAUUUCAAUGUCUCCUCCAGGCUCCCUUGCAUGACAGAGUGCAUCUUCUACAAAUAUAAUGAUGAGGGGCUUUACCAGCGCAACAUCUUCAAUCUCCAGAUCUACAACGUUGUGGGCUUCCUCUGGUGUGUCAACUUUGUCAUUGCUCUGGGACAGUGUGUGCUAGCGGGAGCCUUCGCCUCUUAUUACUGGGCCUUCAACAAGCCUCAAGAUAUCCCAGCCUGUGCCCUGGCUAGUGCCUUUCUCCGGACAUUAAGAUACCACAUAGGAUCCCUUGCUUUUGGGUCCCUCAUCCUCACCAUCGUUCAACUGAUCCGCAUGAUACUACAAUAUCUGGACCACAAGUUGAAAGGUUCCAACAAUGCAGCUGCCCGCUGUAUUCUCUGCUGCCUGAAAUGUUGCUUCUGGUGCUUGGAGAAGUUUAUCAAGUUCCUCAACCGAAAUGCUUACAUUAUGAUUGCCAUUUAUGGAAAGAAUUUUUGUACAUCAGCCAAAAAUGCCUUCAAGCUCCUGAUGCGGAACGUUCUCAGAGUUGUGGUCCUGGAUAAAAUCACGGAUCUGCUGCUGCUGUUUGGGAAGCUCUUGGUGGUCGGCGGAAUUGGCGUGCUGUCCUUUUUCUUCUUCACGGGGCGCAUCCCCAUUGAUGAUCCCAGGUUCCGAUCCCCAGUCCUCAACUACUAUUGGUUGCCCAUUCUGACUGUGGUUGUGGGUGCCUACCUCAUAGCCCAAGGAUUCUUCACUGUCUACAAUAUGUGUGUCGACACACUCUUCCUCUGUUUCUUGGAAGACUUGGAGCGAAAUGAUGGUUCCCAGGAGAAGCCAUAUUACAUGCCCAAGUCUCUUAUGAAGAUCCUGAACAAGAAAAACCAACAGGCCAAGGACAAAUAGAAAUAUGUGGGGGUGGGCAGACUACUUCCCCUGCAAGUCAUCAACUAUGUUAUUGGUCCCCAUCAUUUCAUUUCAUCCCAUAUCGGAGACAGCUUAAUAUGCUUCCUUCCCGCUCCCUACAUGUUAUGGGGGGAGGGGGGUCCACCAGAUGACUUGAUACUCUUCCUCAUUUUGUUUGCCAUAUUGGUUCUUAGGCCUUCCCAUAUACAGAAUACAACCCACCCAUAUCGCUGUUUAUUGUGCAGAUUGUCUAUUUAUAAAUAAUUGGCCUAUUUAA
Molecule: messenger RNA, 2579 nt
Organism: Candoia aspera
Lineage: Eukaryota; Metazoa; Chordata; Lepidosauria; Squamata; Candoiidae
Gene: SLC44A4
Product: solute carrier family 44 member 4
Exons: 21
Coding region: 158-2302 (714 amino acids)
Biological process (GO): thiamine pyrophosphate transmembrane transport; choline transport
Cellular component (GO): plasma membrane
Molecular function (GO): thiamine pyrophosphate transmembrane transporter activity
Source: RefSeq, a predicted model, not a curated record